Molecule: messenger RNA, 699 nt
Organism: Mytilus trossulus (common blue mussel)
Lineage: Eukaryota; Metazoa; Mollusca; Bivalvia; Mytilida; Mytilidae
Exons: 3
Coding region: 82-423 (113 amino acids)
Source: RefSeq, a predicted model, not a curated record
AUCAAUUUAACUUUGAAAAACAUUCUUAUCAAAUAUUACGUAAUAAUAGCUUAUCUAUACUUUAUUUGAAACGGUUUUAAAAUGGGAAUGACAAAAUGUGUAUUAUCCUUUGUGAUUCUAUUAUGUUACGUCCAUGUGAUAAUAUCAUUUUGUAUGUAUCAACUACCCAAAGAUCACAAUCCAAAGAACUGCACAUACGAGGACAGAGUUGUUGCACUUGGUGACUCAUUAGAAGAUUUUGAGCGUUGCAUUAGAAUUGGAUGCUCUGCUAACGGUGAAAUGCAUAUUUGUGGAAUUGGAAUAAACGCUGGUGUAUUCCAGCCACCGCCAGGAUGUAAAGUUAUCAAGGGAGACAAAUGUGCGCCUAAACUGGUGGACGUAAAUGAUAAUAGUAUAGAAUGCCAUCCAAAAGUCAACGAAUAACACCAACUCCUUUAGAUAAAUCCAUUUAUAAAUUCAGUUAUUGCAUUCAUGGUUUAGCAAUCAUCAUUAAAGUAGCAACAUUUGAUUAUGAUACAUUAAACUCACCAUAAGAUUCAAUCAUUGAUGAGGGAAGAAAGUUUUUCUUUUCUUAUUUUGAAAAAAAUAUUGUGUAUGUAAAAACGUCCAACAACCUGAUACAUGUACUAGUAUAAGUUUUUAUUAUUGUUCAGUGCGAGGUCAUUUCAUGUACUAUUAAAAAAACCACAAAAAAAAACC